GAUAAGAGCAAGAAGUCCUUUUUCUUUUGCCGGCCUUUCUCGAUCUCCGCCAUUCUUAAUACCACGAAGAGGGCAGGUGGAGUGUUCAGUGCAGAGAACUGAGUAACAGAGAAGAUGGGAGAAGUCGGCGAUGGGGGAGAAGAGAACAUGGCAGCAUGGCUUCUCGGCAUUAACAAUCUAAAGGUCCUGCCUUACAAGCUCCCACCACUUGGCCCUAAUGAUGUUCGCGUGCGCAUGAAAGCUGUUGGCAUUUGUGGCACUGAUGUCCAUUAUCUGAAGACUAUGAGGAUGACUCAUUAUGUUGUGAAAGAGCCUAUGGUGAUUGGACAUGAAUGUGCUGGAAUUAUUGAAGAGUUGGGAAGUGAAGUGAAAUCUCUUGCUGUGGGUGACCGUGUCGCUGUAGAACCAGGAAUGACCUGUGGGCGCUGCAAGUAUUGCAAGGCUGGGCGUUACAACCUAUGUGAUGACACAAAGUCCUUAGGUCUUCCGCCAAUUCAUGGUUCUCUUGCUAAUCAGCUGGUGCAUCCUGCUGAUCUUUGCUUUAAGCUUCCUGACAAUGUGAAUUUGGAGGAAGGGGCUAUGUGCGAGCCCCUUAGUGUUGGGGUACAUGCUUGCAGGAGAGCUAAUAUUAAUCCAGAAACAAAUGUGCUUAUCGUUGGGGCCGGAACUAUAGGAUUAGUCACAAUGUUCACAGCUCGUGCCUUUGGAUCCCCAAGAAUUGUUAUAGCCGAUGUUGAUGAACAACGCCUUUUGAUUGCAAAAUCUCUUGGGGCAGAUGAAUUUGUCAAGGUUUCUCCAAGCAUUGAGGACUUAGACCAGGAAGUGGAGCAAAUAAAAAAAGCUAUGGGUUCUGAUAUCGAUGUGACCUUCGAUUGCGCUGGCUUCAGUAAAACAAUGUCGACCGCGCUGAAUGCCACUCGCACCGGUGGCAAGAUUUGCCUUGUAGGAAUGGGCCACAAUGAGAUGACUAUUCCUCUUACUUCUGCUGUAGCAGCAAGAGAAGUUGAUAUUAUUGGUGCAUUCCGGUACAAAGAAACUUGGCCCCUGUGCAUUGAACUCAUAAGGUCUGGAAAAAUUGAUGUGAAGCCUUUGAUAACUCACCGGUUUGGGUUUUCUCAGGAGGAGGUCGAGGAAGCAUUCGAAGUUAGCGCUCGUGGUGGUAAAGCAAUUAAGGUCAUGUUCAACCUCUAGCAUGUAGAAAAUUGCUGGAGGCUUGUUCUGUGUGACAAUAAAAGAUCAUGUUAUAUGCAUGCUUUUAUGAAUAAAGCAGGUAUUGAAAAAAUAUGCUUCAGCUAAAUAAAAUAUCUAAUAUGAUUUUGGUUGUA
Molecule: messenger RNA, 1325 nt
Organism: Dendrobium catenatum
Lineage: Eukaryota; Viridiplantae; Streptophyta; Magnoliopsida; Asparagales; Orchidaceae
Product: sorbitol dehydrogenase
Exons: 6
Coding region: 115-1191 (358 amino acids)
Molecular function (GO): oxidoreductase activity, acting on the CH-OH group of donors, NAD or NADP as acceptor; zinc ion binding
Source: RefSeq, a predicted model, not a curated record